This is a messenger RNA of Mauremys mutica (yellowpond turtle), 536 nucleotides long. RefSeq names its product ghrelin and obestatin prepropeptide (gene GHRL). NCBI's taxonomy places the organism in Eukaryota, Metazoa, Chordata, Testudines, Geoemydidae. The record is from RefSeq and is a predicted model, not a curated record. Gene Ontology annotation, cellular component: extracellular region. Gene Ontology annotation, molecular function: ghrelin receptor binding; growth hormone-releasing hormone activity. The coding region runs from base 63 to 452 and encodes 129 amino acids. The transcript is spliced from 4 exons. Gene Ontology annotation, biological process: negative regulation of inflammatory response; positive regulation of growth hormone secretion; gastric acid secretion.
UGUCACUAAAAAGCAUAUUAUGUUUUCCUAUCUUUAUUAAGUUUUCAGGUUUGAUAUAGUCUAUGCUCAAGACGCUCAUGUUUCUCAGAAGCACUAUGCUGGGAAUUCUCCUUAUCUGCAUUCUCUGGACAGAGACUACUAUGGCUGGAUCCAGUUUUUUAAGCCCUGAAUAUCAAAACACACAGCAACGAAAGGAUCCAAAAAAGCAUACAAAGUUAAACCGCCGGGCUGCAGAAGGAUUUUUGGAUGCAGAUGCAAGGCAGGCAGAAGGAGACAACAAUGAAAUGGAGAUUAAGCUUAAUGUUCCCUUUGAAAUUGGUGUCAAGAUAACAGAAGAGCAGUACCAGGAGUAUGGACAAGUUCUGGAGAAGAUCCUAGAGGACAUUCUUGCAGAGGACACUAAAGAAACCCAAAAUUGGCACGAGUUGAAACAUGAAGAUAUUACAAACUGAUUAGAGUACAACAAAGUUCCACUCAUGGGCUUGGAUUGCUUUAAAUCUUGCUUUACAUUGUGCAACAGAUGAUAAUAGCAUGCG